Messenger RNA from Prorocentrum cordatum, 986 nucleotides. NCBI's taxonomy places the organism in Eukaryota, Dinophyceae, Prorocentrales, Prorocentraceae. The record is from the annotation of a GenBank genome assembly.
GUCUCCAGAUGCUGAGCCCCCGCGCGCUGGCCGGGCUGGGCAUCGCGCAUUUCGCCGGGGCGUUCCUGGGCCAUUUCGCGGCGCAGCCCGCCCCCCUGGUGCCGGAGGAGGCGCCUGGGACCAGCCCCGCGGAGGCGGGGGUGGACAGCGGCGCCGCGGCGUCGCGGGACCUCCAGCAGGUGCUCGGCACGCUGCAGGAGGCGCUGGGCGACUGCCUGGCUUCGCGGGCGCCUGUGUGCCCGAGCCCCUGCCCCGAGUGCCGCUGCGACUGCGGGGCCGGGGCUUCGGCGUCGCCAGGCUGGUGGCGCGCGGCCCUUGAGCUCGUGGUGGGGGCCGCCGUGCUCCUCGCCCUCGAGUUCUUCCGCGGGCUGCUGGGCUGGGCCCGCCGGGCCAUCUCCUGCGCGAGCCGUUCGUCGGCCCUGCCCGCGUCGAGGCGGCCAGUAUCGAUGAAUGUUGGGGACGAGAUUUGGGUUGAGUACGAUGUCGAUCCUCCCCUUCUUCAUGCUCGGCUUCUUCUGGUGGGCUCGUCUCGCACCCCGGGCGCCUUCUCUGUGCUCACUCCCGACAUGGACGUGUAUGUCGAGGAGUACACGCCCGCGAACACCGACUUGCGGGGAUACUAUCUCAAGCAGCCUCGAGGUGUCGGAGCCCUGGCGGUGGCAGCGCCUGGGGGACGAGGGCACUAUGACGUCGCCCACCUCCCGACCGCGCCGCAGAUGGUCGGGGUGCUCCAGGAGGCGCAGGUGGCCAUGGCGUGUUUCGAGGGCGGCGGUGCAGGAGGCGUGGGUGCAGGCGGCGGGGCUGCUGGAGGGCUGCUGGGUGCCGGCGUGGCCGCGGGCCUGCCCGCCGCCUUGGGCGGUGGCGGAGCCGCCGCCGGCGCAGCACCCCUUGCCCUGCAGGGGCCCGCCGGGGCCGGCGCCGCGGGCGCCCCUGGCGCGGCAGCCGGCGCGGGCGGCGCCGCGGGCGUGGCCCCUGCCGGCGCCUUG